AAGGAAAUAGCGUAGGAAAGUUCCAUAUUGACUUGAGUUACAUUUUUCUUUUAAAACUGUACUCUACCACCAAAACUAGCACAGUGAGUGAAAAUGGUUUCAACCUCUAACUUUGGAGUAAAAGCCAGAUAUGCAAGAGGUGUGAUAGUAUUUCUUUACUUGUUUCUACUUCCACACAAAACUUAUUCACAACCUUGUUCUUCUUCCUGUGGAAAAAUUUCCAACAUAACUUAUCCAUUCCGACUAAAACACGACCCAGACCACUGUGGCAACAAUUUGUACGAGUUGAAUUGUCUAAACAACGUUACAGUAUUGAAGCUGUAUGAUGCUGAAUAUUUGGUGCAAUCAAUCAAUUACAACAAUUACACAAUACGAGUUGUUGACCCAAACAUUCAACCUACCAACUGCUCCUCUCUCCCUCACUUCUUCUUAUACAGAAACAAUUUUACCCAAAAAGAUACUAAUUCAUACAAAUACAGCUUCCGUCGAUCGAAUUCCACGUUUGAUUAUUCCGAUAGAAUUGAUUUAUCCAGGCCUGUAAUUUACCUGAAGUGUACAAGUCCACCUAGUAACGUUGUGGAUAAAUAUUAUACGGAUACAACUUCAUGCCUGGAUGAACACACAUAUGUUAUUGUCGGGGACCCACAACUUGGAAUAUUGCAGCCUCAAUGCCGUGUUAAGCUUGUUACUCUCACAUCCUUCUGGGUUCCACCACCAUCUGUAUUUAGCAUCAACAACAUUAUAGGCAACGUUUCAUACAUAGAUAUUCAUAAGGCACUAGGCUAUGGAUUUGAAAUUUCCUGGAUGCAAGCCUCUUGUCGUUGUGAUUAUUGCUACCUCAAGGACCCUACUAGCGAGAUUCAGUGUUACGACUUCUACUCACGGUGGAUGUAUCUGGCCGACAUUCUGUUUGGUUUUGUCGUUGGCAUUAUUCGAGGACUUCGUGAGCUAGCAGGCAUGAAUAAUAAUUCGGACUAUGUUAAUAUUGGCGGUGAAUAUGUUGGAGCAUUUACAGGAAGGUAUGUUCUGCCAUGGAUUACAGUUAGAAUUAUGUUGGGCAUCAUACUUUUCUCUGCGUUGUUGAUCUAUAAAUAUCGAAGAAGACAUGCAUCAAUAUAUGAAAAUAUCGAAGAUUUUCUGCAAAAUAAUACACUCAUGCCAAUAAGGUAUUCAUACAAAGAGAUAAAGCAGAUGGCAAAAGGUUUCAAGGUAAAAUUGGGUGAAGGAGGUUAUGGAGAUGUGUAUAAAGGAAAUCUAAUAAGUGGUCCAUUUAUAGCCAUAAAGAUGUUGAAAAUUAAAUCAAAAACUAAUGGGCAAGAUUUCAUAAGUGAAGUUGCAACCAUAGGGAGAAUAUACCAUUCAAAUGUGGUAAGACUCAUUGGGUUUUGUGUCGAAGGAUCAAAACGCGCUCUUGUUUACGAGUACAUGCCCAAAGGCUCACUUGAUAAAUAUAUUUUCAACAAAGAGGGAGUUAUAUCUCUUACUAACGACCAAAUAUAUGAGAUAUCUCUUGGAGUGGCUCGUGGAAUUUCAUAUCUUCAUCAAGGGUGUGAUAUGCAAAUUUUGCAUUUUGAUAUUAAGCCUCACAACAUCCUUCUUGACGAAAAUUUCAUCCCUAAAGUUUCAGAUUUUGGUCUUGCAAAGCUUUAUCCUAUUGACAAUAGCAUUGUCGCUUUGACAGCAGCAAGAGGAACAAUUGGUUACAUGGCUCCUGAAUUGUUCUACCAAAAUAUUGGGAGAAUAUCACACAAGGCCGAUGUGUAUAGUUUUGGAAUGCUUCUGAUUGAAAUUGCAAGUAGGAGUAGAAAUUUGAAUUCACAUGCUGAGCAUUCAAGCCAACUUUAUAUCCCCUUUUGGAUUUAUGAUCAAUUGGUUAAAAAUACAGUGACAGAAAUGGAAGAUGUGAUUAUGGAGGAAAUUAAUGAUGUUUUGAAGAAAAUGUUCAUAGUUGGAUUAUGGUGUAUACAGUUGAAACCCAUUGAUCGUCCUUCAAUGAAAAAAGUAGUAGAGAUGCUUGAAGGAGAUAUUGAAAAUAUGGAAAUGCCUCCAAAGCCUUUGUUAUAUCCACAUGAAACAAUUCAAGAGAAUCUUGAUAGUAACUCAAAUGAAACUGAAUCAGAUUGGCCAACCAGUUAUUCGGAGGAAAUUGUAACCAAUCCUUUACUGAAGUAAUUAUGUGUGUUUUACAUUUUGAUUGUUUUGUUGUCUGAUGAAUUAUGGCAUAAUGUUACUAUGUAGUGUUUGCUUUACUUGUAAAAAAUGAAACAUGAAUUUGUUACUUUAUUACCUAAAUGUAAUCUUUGCAUGUGCAAUAUAUAAAAACAAUACAUGGGUUGAGUAACUCAAGUGGUUUGAGCUAA
Molecule: messenger RNA, 2360 nt
Organism: Medicago truncatula (barrel medic)
Lineage: Eukaryota; Viridiplantae; Streptophyta; Magnoliopsida; Fabales; Fabaceae
Product: LEAF RUST 10 DISEASE-RESISTANCE proteinUS RECEPTOR-LIKE PROTEIN KINASE-like 2.4
Exons: 5
Coding region: 94-2172 (692 amino acids)
Biological process (GO): protein phosphorylation
Molecular function (GO): protein kinase activity; polysaccharide binding; ATP binding
Source: RefSeq, a predicted model, not a curated record